This is a messenger RNA of Didymodactylos carnosus, 504 nucleotides long. The record is from the annotation of a GenBank genome assembly. NCBI's taxonomy places the organism in Eukaryota, Metazoa, Rotifera, Eurotatoria, Philodinida, Philodinidae.
AUGAAGGAAAAAAAGCGCACAAAAAGUGAAAAUAAAGAUGACGGCGAAGAUAUGGAUACACUUCCUGCUAAUACCACAAUUAAAGAAGAUGAUAAUAAAGAAGAGAAUGGUCGAUCAUAUGAAGAUAAAUUCCAAUUCAUGAAUCCCAUAGCAAAUCCGGUGGCCUCGAAAAAAGUAGCUAAGAAGUUAUUUAAAUGUAUUAAGCAAGCCUCAAAACAUAAAAAUUAUUUACGUCUAGGGUUGCGAGAGACACAAAAAUAUAUUCGACGUGGUGAAAAAGGUUUGGUUGUUUUCGCUGGAAAUGUAACACCGAUUGAUAUUUAUUCUCAUAUGCCUGUUGUGUGUGAAGAAGCAAAUAUACCCUAUGUUUAUGUACCAUCCAAAGAAGAUUUGGGCAGUGCUGUUAGUGCUAAUAGAACAGCAUGUUUACUAUUAAUACGUACACAUGAAGAUUAUAAAGAUUUGUUCGAUGAAUGUGUAGAAAAAAUUAAAACCCUAUCAUAG